Prorocentrum cordatum is the source of this 564-nucleotide messenger RNA. The record is from the annotation of a GenBank genome assembly. NCBI's taxonomy places the organism in Eukaryota, Dinophyceae, Prorocentrales, Prorocentraceae.
AUGUUAGACGUCUGGAGGGGAUCUCGACCAGGUUUGUCUUCCCUGGAUGCGGCUUUGAAGAAGUACGGGAAGGCAGCGCAAUGGACUGCAGCUCUGCAGGUUUUCCGAGACGCGUCUCGAUUAGGUGCAAAAGAGAACCCAGGACGAGUCGUAACGACAAUUAUGGCGCUCGGGAAAGGCAGGCAGUGGCAGCUGGCCCUUUCCCUUCUUCGGGAAAUGUCUGAGGCGAAGGUUCAGGCCACCGUUAUCAGCUAUAGCGCCGGGAUUACCGCGUGCGAAAGAAGCAAACAAUGGCAGCAGGCUUUGGCGUUGCUCGGCGACAUGCUGGCAUCCACAUUGGAUCCCGACGUGAUUGCCUACAGCGCUGGGAUCAGCGCGUGCGAGAAAGGCGAGCAGUGGCAGCGGGCUUUGUGUCUGUUCAGCGAGAUGUGGCAGGCGAUCUUGGAACCCCGCGUAAUCAGCUACAGCGCCGGGAUCAGCGCAUGCGAAAAGGGCAAGCAGUGGCAGCAGGCUCUGGCGCUGCUCAGCGACAUGUUGGCGUCAAGAUUGGAGCCCGACCCCUAG